Messenger RNA from Didymella exigua CBS 183.55, 1651 nucleotides. Its product is annotated as UAA transporter. The coding region runs from base 342 to 1577 and encodes 411 amino acids. Gene Ontology annotation, molecular function: UDP-glucose transmembrane transporter activity; UDP-galactose transmembrane transporter activity. Gene Ontology annotation, biological process: UDP-galactose transmembrane transport. The transcript is spliced from 2 exons. Gene Ontology annotation, cellular component: endoplasmic reticulum membrane; Golgi membrane. The record is from RefSeq and is a predicted model, not a curated record. NCBI's taxonomy places the organism in Eukaryota, Fungi, Ascomycota, Dothideomycetes, Pleosporales, Didymellaceae.
GGAUGCUACCACCUAUAGCCAUUUAUUCCUGCUCCCUGAAAACGAGGCUGAUGGCGCUCGUUCCGAAGAGGGGGUUCCGACAUUCCGAUCUAAUUUAGGAUUCAGCUAGCGCCCGUAGCUUGAUGCCACCUUUGACAUUUGGGCAUUUGAACAUCACCGAUUUACUAGGCAAAGAGCCACUUGUCACUCCUUACCUUACGUCUUUUUCACUCGAGGCGAAGUUCUUGCGCAUACAGGAGCGCACCACGCUCCUUACGACCAAUUGACGCGAUUCUACUACGCCUAACGCUCGACCACCACCCUUCAAGCAACCGGUUGCGCCUAUCGAUAUCGAAGUCGACAUGGUUACGUCCGUGAAGCGCACAGCUUCUGAGGCGAAAAAAGGGGCCAAUGGACACUCACGUCGGCUAUCGGAUGCUGUUCACUCCAUCGAGAAGAAGAUUGAGGAGCAGGUGGACUUGGCCGCGCGCAACCCGGCCGAAGAGAAGAAGGGAGGCUACUUGCUCUUGAUCAUCUGUGUUGGUGGAAUCUAUGCCAGCUUUCUGAGCUGGGCAUAUCUCCAGGAACGUCUGACGACUACCACACAUGGCCCAUUGAACGCGCGCUUCACGUACCCCGUCUUCCUCAACACAGUCCAGUCCGCAUUCGCCGCCAUCACGGGUCUCGUCUAUCUCUUCUUCUCCGCUCCUCGUGACAACAUCACCGGCGCACGCCGCGUUCCCGCCGUCUUUCCCACGAAGCAGAUCCUAUAUCCGUUGUUCUUGAUCGCAGUCACUUCGUCACUUGCAUCGCCAUUCGGCUACGCCAGUCUCAAGCAUAUCGACUAUGUCACAUUCACGUUGGCCAAGAGCUGCAAGCUGCUUCCAGUCAUGGCCCUUCACAUCACUCUCUUCCGAAAACGCUACCCACUCUACAAGUACGCAGUCAUUAUAUGCGUUACUCUCGGCGUAGCGAUGUUUACGCUUUACAACCCCUCCACGGCUAAGAAGGCGGCGAAGAAGAGCGUCAGCGCGGACGCCUCCAAGACGCUCGGUCUGUUCCUGCUCGGCAUCAACCUGCUCUUCGAUGGCCUCACAAACACAGUUCAAGACCAGAUCUUUACCAGAUUCAAGUUCAGCGGUCCUCAGAUGAUGUGCGCUAUGAAUAUCAUGGCCACUGCCCUCACGACCGGCUACCUCUUCGUCUCGCCCUACCUCGCCGGAACACCUCUCGGUUCCUACAUCGGUCUUUCGCCUACGGGUAACGGCGAGCUCAGCGACGCGCUUGCUUUCGUCACCACAUAUCCAUCUGUCGGUUGGGACGCCCUGGGGUUUGCGGCGUGUGGAGCUGUGGGACAAAUUUUCAUCUACACUACGCUUGCGCACUUCAGCUCGCUUCUUCUUGUGACAGUGACAGUCACCAGGAAGAUGCUGACGAUGCUGACGAGCGUUUUUUUGUUUGGACACACGGUUACGGGUAUGCAGUGGGUGGGCGUUGGGCUGGUGUUCGGUGGUAUCGGGGCUGAGGCUGGGUACGGACAGAUCGAGAAGAAGAGGAAAGCGAAGGCGAAGGCGUUAGCAGAAGAGAAGCAGCAGUAAGGAUCUUGAUUUCAAACGAUGCUCAUAGAUUAGAAGAAUGUGCUGAAUGGGUAGAAUUGUCGCAAGGCUGAGGC